Molecule: messenger RNA, 1162 nt
Organism: Mytilus californianus (California mussel)
Lineage: Eukaryota; Metazoa; Mollusca; Bivalvia; Mytilida; Mytilidae
Exons: 4
Coding region: 190-894 (234 amino acids)
Biological process (GO): signal transduction
Molecular function (GO): protein binding
Source: RefSeq, a predicted model, not a curated record
AAGUUUUGUUAUAUAAUAGUCAAGGUCGUCGUAAAGUUUGGUGUUUCUAAGAAUCAAGAUCUAGGACACAUGAUUUUGUGGAAAUGUUGCAUCUAUUAUUUCCAGUUAGAACUGAUGAUUGAAAUAUUGUAUAUCGGUGGGAUAUUACACCUAUACUAACAGAACAGACAUUAAUCGAGAAAUAAAAGAAUGUCUCCAGAAAUUUUGUUAAAAUAUCCACAUGGGAUUAAGUGGUCAUCACCGGUUGUUAUUGUACUGGACAGGGAUGGUAACCGGAGUUUUGGUUUUCGAUUUAAGAUAUGCCAGAGCAGGAAUCCAGAUGACUGGUACACGCUUGUUUCUGAGGUUUCUAGUGCCCCUGCUAAAAACAAGCUGAAUGCUGGCGAUUAUAUAAGAUCCAUAAACGGGAAAUCGCCGGAAACACCACAAGAGGCUGAACAACUCCUGUACAGUUUGGAAAAUUUAGAUUCAUUGAGGAUUAUCGUGCAGCGGCCACAAGACAUUCUGUCAAAAUAUAAAAGAUGUAUUUCUCAAAAAGAGGGAAGCGACCCGACCAAAACAGUUAGUUUCAGAGGAGUUUCGAUACAGAAAUCCGAUUUGAAUGUUUAUAUCGGUGAUAUACCACCCUCAUUGUAUGACCAACUGUGUACAGAUCUUCAGAUUCAAAUGCCGCGUGAGAAUGAUUGGAAACUAUUAGGUGAGUUAAUUCUACGUUUGACGACUCGUGAUGUUGAGAGAUACAAAACAAAGACAAAUCCAGCUGAUUGUUUGUUAUGGGAUCUUAGAAAUGAGAAAGGUUUUACAGUCCCUAGGUUGAUCAACUUUCUUAGGAAAAUGGAAAGAGAAGACAUAAUAUCACCUUUACAAAAGUGGCUAGACAGUGAGCAAAAAUAGUACUAACCUACAAGGAAACUGCUUAUUUAGUCAUGAGUAUGCACAGAAUAAAACAAGCCAUGAACACCAAAACUGAGAAUAAAAUCUGACGUCUUAAAAAUGGUACCAGGUGACGGAAGAAAAUUAAACUGAAUAUUGGAAAAUGGACUAAAACUGAUAACUUGGUAUUUUAUGUAAUUCAUUUCAAAUAUAAAUGCCGUUCUCACAAACAAUAGAUCUUAACUGAUAUAUAACCAUCUAACCAUCAUUAUUAAAGAAGGAAUAUAAA